Molecule: messenger RNA, 1755 nt
Organism: Tetrahymena thermophila SB210
Lineage: Eukaryota; Ciliophora; Oligohymenophorea; Hymenostomatida; Tetrahymenidae
Product: H-type lectin domain protein
Exons: 3
Biological process (GO): cell adhesion
Molecular function (GO): carbohydrate binding
Source: RefSeq, a predicted model, not a curated record
AUGUAUAAGCUAGUAUUGAUUUAUGCCUUUUUCUUUAUGAGCGUAGUGCUUGCAUAGAAAGGCAACACAAAUAUGUUAGGAGAUUAUGAAUAGAGAGUUAUAAAUCUGACAGUAAUACCGACUUUGGAUGAUAACUCGAACACAUUUCUUUACAAAAAGAGAAUUUCAUUUAGUAAGCUAUUCUAGGAUGAGCCUUAAGUGCUUCUUACUAUUCAAAGCAUAGUUUUAAUUCAUGGAAGCGUUAAUAGCUAUUAAACCUAAGUUUAAUCCAUAUCUACUGAUGGAUUCGACAUAGUUGUUUAAUGCUAUGAAAAAGAAAGCGAAUUCAAUUUCAUCUUUUUAUAUACUGCGUUUUAAAAAUCUGAUUAUAUCAAAGUAUAUUAUUUAUUCUCACAACCUACACCAUCUCUACACGAUUAUGAAAGCUAUUCAAGGUAGAAAGCAUAAAACCAGGUUAUUGGCUCAAUUUAACUUAAUGGGCAUUUUUCGGCAAAUCUAAUUAACACAAGCACUUUUAUUUUAGGAGUUAAAUCAUCUGAGCAGAAUUAAGACGUUUCCAUUAAAACUUUCACUUAAUUAUAAGAAAAUGGAAAUAAAUUAGAUGUGUUUGCAUCAUGCUGGAACAACGUUAAAAUCUAAUCAGUUUCAGUUGCCAUAUUGAUAUGGAAUGUGCCUAAUUCAUUUGUUGGAGAGUUAAAAGGAAACUAAUAUGAUAGCUAAUAUAAUACUUACAAAAGCCAUCCUUGGAUUAACACUAGAUAAGAUAACAGAUAUGCCACUAUAAGUUGUGAUACAAAUGUAGAUGGAGAUACUGCUCUUUAGUUAUUUAGUAUAUAUGGACUACGAGGAUAUGACAUUAGAGAAGGACCUAUCGUUAUAAUAGAAAAAGAUAUAAAUUUUGAUUUCAAAAACAAUUAAGCCUCUUCUUCUGUUGGAACAACUGGAAGAACAAAGUUAGUUGGUAUUUGGAUUAGUGCUGUAAUAUUAAGAGAUGUAGAUAAAAAUUACCUUUAAGAGCAAAUGAGUCCUUUAGUGCUCUGCCUAAUAGUAGCUGGUUCUCUCGUUGGUGUUUUUAUCAUUUUCUCUAUCUUCUACUUAAAGUUCUUCGGAUAAAACUAAGAUUUUAAGCAUAAAAAAUUUAGUAACAAGGAUUUCAGCUAAUCUGGAAGUGAUUUAAAUGGAAAUAGUUAAUCAAUUCAAGGUCAUUCCGUUAACUAAUAAGGCGUUAACAAUCAAAAUAAUUCUAAAGACGUAGUAACUUUGGAAUUCCCAUAGAAGUUUAAAUAAAUUCAACGCAAGAAAAAUACAGCUGUUUUGCUUUCAAGGGACUUGUUAACAGGAGUAAAGUAAUCUGAAAAAAAUCCUAAAAUUUACAAUGAAAAAACUGUAAUUGUUGAAAUGAGUGAAGAAUGCACUAAAAAAAAUGUAUUUUCAGAGCAUUAUAACUCAUAAAAUUUCUAGUCAGCCUUAGAAAAAUAAGAGUCAAAUGCAAAACCAUAACUACAAAAACUGGAAGAAGAGGAAAUAAAUGAUAGUCCUUAGUAUGAAAAAAAUUAAGAUAAUUAAAUCUUCUUUAAUAAGUAACAGUAAAAAGAAGAUAAUAGAGACAGUUUAAGCGAAAUUUAAUCAACUUUAGAAAAUGAACAUGGUCAAGAAACGACUAAUCGCUGUUAACCAAAGAUUUUAUCUGAUUAAGAUCUAAUAUAAAAAGAUAAAUCCAGGUCUGAAUCUAUCACAAUAGAAAUAAAUGCUUGA